Ipomoea nil (Japanese morning glory) is the source of this 1050-nucleotide messenger RNA. RefSeq names its product zinc finger BED domain-containing protein RICESLEEPER 2-like. The transcript has 2 exons. NCBI's taxonomy places the organism in Eukaryota, Viridiplantae, Streptophyta, Magnoliopsida, Solanales, Convolvulaceae. The coding region runs from base 1 to 1050 and encodes 349 amino acids. The record is from RefSeq and is a predicted model, not a curated record.
AUGCUUAGCUGUCUGAAAAACCCCCACUCUAAAGACACUAGACAAUCACUGUUAACCUUUCAAGCUAUUACAAAUUCUGAUGCAUCUCCUGCUACUGUUGGUGAGUUAGGAACUUGGGUCUUUAACCAGGAAGCUAUUAGGAGGGCUUUGGUUGAAAUGAUUAUAAUUGAUGAACUGCCUUUUAGAUUUGUGGAGGGUCCAGGGUUUAGGAAGUUCAUUCUGGUGGCUUGUCCUAGGUUUAAGAUUCCAUCUAGAUGGACAAUUAGUAGGGACAUCAAUCUGAUUUAUGAAGAGGAAAGAUUGAAGUUGAAAUGUGUUUUUAGGGGGAACACUCAAAGAGUCAGUAUUACAACUGACACUUGGACUUCUAUUCAGAGAAUUAACUACAUGGUAGUGACUGCCCAUUUUAUAGAUGAAGAGUGGAAGCUUAAAAAGAAGAUUAUCUCAUUUGUCCCUAUUACAUCACAUAAGGGUGAGGCUGUAGCAAAAGUCCUUGAAACCUGUUUGCUUGAUUGGGGGAUUAGGAAUGUGUAUAGUAUAACUGUAGACAAUGCUUCAUCUAAUGACACUGCUAUAGGUUUUUUAAAAAAGAAAUUGAUGUCUUGGGGAACAUCUACUGUGAAGGGCAAGUAUAUUCACAUGAGAUGUAUUGCCCAUAUUCUGAACCUUGUUGUCCAAGAUGGCCUGAAACAAUGUGAUUCUUCUGUGAAGAGGGUAAGGGAGGCUGUAAGAUAUGUGAGGAGUUCACCUGCUAGACUUAAGAAAUUUAGGGACUUGGCUGAGUGGAAUGGGAUUGAACAGAAAUCAUCUUUGUGUCUAGAUGUUCCAACCAGAUGGAACUCUACAUAUCUUAUGUUACAAUCUGCAAUUAUUUAUGAGAAAGUGUUUGAGUCACUUGAAGAAAGUGAUACUGCAUACAAAUCAGAUCUGUCUGAUGCUGUUCUUACUUUUCUUGAUUGGGAGUCUGUGAAGAGUUUAGUGGAGAUCUUGAAAUGCUUUUAUGAUAUGACAAUAAGAAUUUCUGGUUCUUUAUAUCUGGAGGGUCUGUGA